This is a messenger RNA of Phlebotomus papatasi, 1465 nucleotides long. It is a transcript of the gene cpb, whose product is annotated as F-actin-capping protein subunit beta. The transcript is spliced from 3 exons. Bases 237 to 1061 code for a protein of 274 amino acids. Gene Ontology annotation, molecular function: actin filament binding. Gene Ontology annotation, biological process: actin cytoskeleton organization; cell morphogenesis; barbed-end actin filament capping. Gene Ontology annotation, cellular component: cytoplasm; F-actin capping protein complex. The record is from RefSeq and is a predicted model, not a curated record. NCBI's taxonomy places the organism in Eukaryota, Metazoa, Arthropoda, Insecta, Diptera, Psychodidae.
CGUUGGGUCAUGUUUUGACAACUACCUUGUGUACUACUGUGAUUUUCGAAAUUCCGUGCGGGGGUGAUGUUCGAAAAGAAAAAACUGACAGCAUGUCAAAAGUGCGAAUGUCAAAUAAAAUCCCAGGAAGUUGCAGUGAAGCAGGAAAAAUAGUAAAUUUUAUCAUUUUCCAGUGGUAUUUUAUCUGUUUUUGCAAGUAUCAUUUGCUCAAAUCAAUUCCGCAACUGUGAUAGAAGAUGACGGAACAGCAGAUGGAUUGUGCAUUGGAUUUGAUGAGGCGUCUGCCACCGCAGAAAAUUGAGAAAAAUCUCAUUGACCUCAUCGAUUUGGCUCCCGGACUCUGUGAGGAUUUACUCUCGUCCGUGGAUCAGCCACUGAAGAUUUCCAAGGAUAAGGAAACUGGUAGAGAUUAUUUGUUGUGUGACUACAAUCGCGAUGGUGACUCAUACCGAUCGCCAUGGUCAAAUACAUAUGAUCCACCGCUCGAAGAUGGUUCCAUGCCAUCCGAGCGACUGAGGAAGCUUGAGAUUGAGGCUAAUCAUGCCUUUGACCAGUAUCGUGAAAUGUACUACGAGGGUGGGGUCUCAUCGGCAUAUUUGUGGGAUUUGGAUCAUGGCUUUGCCGGAGUGAUUUUGAUUAAGAAAGCCGGCGAUGGCAGCAAGAAGAUCAAAGGAUGCUGGGAUUCAAUUCACGUGGUUGAGGUGCAAGAGAAGAGCACAGGAAGGACUGCCCACUACAAGCUCACUUCCACGGCCAUGCUGUGGUUGCAGACCAAUAAGCAGGGCUCUGGAACGAUGAAUUUGGGCGGGAGUCUCACGCGACAGAUCGAGCAGGAUGCCAAUGUGAGCGAAUCCAGUCCGCAUAUCGCAAACAUUGGCAAAAUGGUUGAGGAUAUGGAGAAUAAGAUUCGCAACACUCUCAAUGAGAUUUAUUUCGGGAAGACGAAGGAUAUUGUUAAUGGGCUGAGAAGCACUCAAUCUCUGGUGGAUCAGCGUGCCAAUGAUGCCAUUAAGCAGGAUCUGGCCGCGGCAAUUGCUCGUAGGAACAAGAGUGACAACUGAGACUGGGAAGAGUGAUUCGGAUGAAUUAAAUGGUCACUAUUUAUUAUCAAAAUAUAAAAAAAAGAAAAUCAUCUGUUAUUAGACAGCGCGAAUUUCCCAGAUCCCUCGAGCUUCAACCAAGUCGCCUUCGCGGGACUGUUGUGUGGAAUAAUGAGAUGUGUGUAUGGAUUUGCAGAUCCCCGGCACUAAUUUUAUAUUAAUGAUAAUAUUCUUUUUAAUAAUAUCAUCAUUUCCAUUCCUCAUGUUCUCGGACAUUUCAUGCAAUUUUUAAUUUUAUGCAUUUUUAUUCCGUAAAACUUCACACAUUAUAUUUCUUUUUUUUUUGCUAAAACAAGAUACAGAAUAUUUAAUUGUAACAAUUAUACAGCAAGGAGAAUAAAUUAUGAAUAAAUUGUUAAGAGAAA